Bufo gargarizans (Asiatic toad) is the source of this 3958-nucleotide messenger RNA. RefSeq names its product RE1 silencing transcription factor (gene REST). The record is from RefSeq and is a predicted model, not a curated record. The transcript has 4 exons. The coding region runs from base 131 to 3112 and encodes 993 amino acids. Gene Ontology annotation, cellular component: nucleus. Lineage: Eukaryota; Metazoa; Chordata; Amphibia; Anura; Bufonidae. Gene Ontology annotation, biological process: regulation of gene expression.
GGGAGGGGGAGUGCAGGGAGUUUAGUGCGGCGUGUGUAGGAAUGUGAGAGUGGAGUCCCGUACUAGAAGCCUCGAGCUGUAGGCCCCGUCCGUUCUCCGCUGGACGCUCUCCUGAGUGCGAGCAUUCACCAUGGCUACACAAAUGGUUAGCCAACCUAGUGGCAGCAACUUGUUUUGUAACAGUGUCAACUUUGGCAUCGGAGACAUGUAUGGCUUGCAUGACCUUUCCAAAGCAGAGAUGGCAGCUCCUCGGCUCAUCAUGCUGGCAAACGUUGCUCUGACUGGAGAGGUCAAUAGUGGCUGCUGUGAUUAUUCCUUAGACGAGGACAGACAAAUGGCUGAACUGACAACUGUGUAUGAAAAUAGCUUUUCAGACAGCGAAGGGGAAAGAAUGGAGUUAGAAGAGUCAAACCUAGUGAAUGAGCCAGGCAUCUUUGAGAGUAUGGUAGUGGAGCCCUCGGAAGUCCAAGAGCCGAUACUGAAUUACCAAGAAACCACCGCCCCAGAAACUAGCUUGGAGGUGGACCCAGAAAAGAAAGCCGAGGAGACCCCUCCUGCCAGAACUGAAGACAUAGCAAAAUGUGUAAAGAGCAAGCCUUUUAGGUGCAGACCUUGCCAGUAUAAGGCAGAAUCUGAGGAAGAGUUUGUCCAUCACAUUAAGGACCAUAGCGCUAAAAGGUUCAUUGAUCAUGACUCUAACAAAAAUGUGCAAGAUUCAGGCUCUUGUUCGCCUGAGGAAGUGGACUUUUCCAUGGGACCUAUCCGAUGUGACAGAUGUGGCUAUAACACCAAUCGAUUUGAUCACUAUUUGGCCCAUUUAAAGCACCACGACAAAGCUUCUGACAACGAGAGGGUUUACAAGUGCACCAUAUGUACCUAUACGACAGUUAGUGAGUACCACUGGAAGAAACAUCUCCGAAACCAUUUCCCAAGGAAUGUAUAUUCCUGCUCACAGUGCUCCUAUUUUUCUGAUCGCAAAAAUAACUAUAUUCAGCAUAUAAGAACACAUACAGGUGAACGACCUUAUCAGUGUGUCAUGUGUCCAUAUUCAAGCUCACAAAAAACUCAUUUGACCAGACACAUGCGGACUCACUCAGGUGAAAAGCCAUUUAAAUGUGAGCAAUGCAGUUACGUUGCAUCAAAUCAACAUGAAGUGACACGACAUGCCAGACAAGUCCACAAUGGACCAAAGCCUUUGACAUGUCCACACUGCAACUACAAAACUGCCGACCGCAGCAACUUCAAGAAACAUGUGGAGUUGCAUGUUAAUCCAAGACAAUUCCUGUGCCCUGUUUGUGAUUAUGCUGCAUCAAAGAAGUGUAAUUUGCAGUAUCACAUAAAGUCUAGACACUUCGGGUGUGCUGACAUCACGAUGGAUGUGUCCAAAGUCAAACUGAGGACAAAAAAAGGAGAUGCAGCAAGUUCAGACGUCAAUUUAAAUAAACAGGAAGAAAAUGAAAACUCUGAUGUUAAAAAUGAGCUUCCAGAAAAGAAAACUGAAGAAAAACCUAAAGCAGAUAAGGAAAAAUGUGUAAAGGUUACGCAAGCUGCCAGUCCUCCUGUUGAUCAGAUCACCACAAGAAGCCACAAGCCCACUUCUUCAAAAGCAGAAGAUACAACCCUUGUGAAAGGUAAAUGUGCUAAAAGGAAGUCGAAUGUGAUAGCUGAAAAGCCACUUAAGACAAAACAGACCCAAAAUACCAAUGCAAAGAAGAGGAGGUUGUCAGCGAAAAGUAAACAUAACCAUGAGGUUCCUAGAAAACCAAUCCGGGCUGAUAAAUCUGAGAAACGGAAAGUUGCUGUGAAGAAAACUGACCACAAGAAACCAAUAAAAAAUAAACACAAGAAGACUGCUUUAUCACCCAAAUCUGUUAUUUCAAAAACUAAAACUAGCAAGUCAUCAACUGAUAAGGAUUCUGAGGCCAUGACGUUAAAGACCCCUGUAGACCAGAACAAUGAAGUACCACCAGCAGAAAAUUGUCUUGAAUCUGUUACAGAGCCUGCACAGGAAGAUGUCCCAGAUAUCACACCAGUUAUAGAUGGCAGCAACCUGAAUGAGGAAAUUAACACAGAAGAGAGCCCAGUUAGUCAGGUAUCUGAACCCAGCAUUCUCAGUUCGGCCACCAUAGAAAUAACACCGGAGUCCGAUCAGUUUUCCUCGGAGAUGGACUCUGAUGUAAAUAAAGAUAAUGAGCUGGAGCCUGUAAUCAGCACAGUUACUGAUGAACCCGUUUUAGAGACUCAAAGAGCAACUGAUAUGCAGCCCUCAACCAUAUGUUCUCCAGCAGAAAAAUCUGAAUCCAUUCCUGAAGCAGCCUGUUGUCACGAGGAGAGUGUCUUGCAUUGCACUGACUCUGCAAGUGAGGAAUCUGAAAAUGUAAAUGAUGCUGCCUCAAAUAAUAGUAGUUCAGAAGAGAGUGAAGAUCUGGAGCAACCAAACCCAAGUGAAGCAGAACAAUUACUCCCUACAAUGAUUCCAGAAACUGUAACCGAUUGUGAUCCAAAAGAAACUGUAACCGAUUGUGAUCCAAAAGAAACUGUAACCGAUUGUGAUCCAAAAGAAACUGUAACCGAUUGUGAUCCUAAAGAAACUGUAACCGAUUGUGAUCCUAAAGAAACUGUAACCGAUUGUGAUCCUAAAGAAACUGUAACCGAUUGUGAUCCUAAAGAAACUGUAACCGAUUGUGAUCCUAAAGAAACUGUAACCGAUUGUGAUCCUAAAGAAACUGUAACCGAUUGUGAUCCUAAAGAAACUGUAACCGAUUGUGAUCCUAAAGAAACUGUACAUGCAUCAUGUGAGGCUAUGAGCCAUGAACCUGUGGACAUUGAGGAGGAUGAAGGAAUCCAUAGCCAUGAAGGCAGUGAAAUCAGUGACAGUAUUUCAGAAAGGAGUGAUGACUCUGGUUUAAAUGGUUUACAGUCUCCUCAAGAGACUCUAGAAACUCAGCCUCUUCUUGAAGUGCCUUCUGGGUCCACCAGCAUCUCUAAUGAAACUUUUGUAUGCAUUUUUUGUGAUCGUGCCUUCAAGAAAGCCGAAGAAUAUACAAAGCAUCUAAAACGCCAUUUGGUCAAUGUUUAUUACCUUGAGAAGGCAGCACAAAAUCGAUUAUAAGUUAAGAAAAAAAAGAAGGAUCCAAUGGACAUGAUAUUUAAUCUUUGGGUUCUUCCAAAAUGUUACAGCGUUCUUCAGGAUAGCUUGCAAAUGACCUAGUAUUCCCUUGUGGUGAAAGACAUGUACCAUUUAACACACAUUUUUUUACAGUUUUGGAUUGUAAUUUUUGGCAGUAUUCUAUGUAUGCAUCUAACAGUCCUGUUCAGAGUAAGGCCUGUUACCAUAAGCUGAGCUUUUUAUUGUAUAUAGCAAAAGUAAUCAUCAUUUCAACCAUGAAAACACCCAAACAAUACAAUAGAAUCACUGAUGGUAUGAAUUUCCGCAUCUAAAUCGUGUGUUUGUAAGUCUGGGAAAUAUUCCUACACUCAUCAUAGAUUCAUUUACUUCUUGAUAUGAAAAAUACAUAAAAUGUAUAUAACGAUAAGGUAAAUAUGUGUUUUAGAUCAUGAUAUUCUUUCCAACAGCUUGUUCACAUGUUCAGUGUGCUGGCUAAGUUCCCUUUGUUCUUUUUAAACUAGCGUUGAUCGACAGUAUAGAAAGUCGUUGGCACUUAUUUACUUUCCCUUAUAUUAUACAGUGAUCGCAAGUUUUUCAUAGAUGCAGUUGUUUGUGCGCUGUUUUACCCUCUCUUACAAGCAACAGGCAGAUACCAGUUUACACGAGGUUGUGCACCAGUGACAAACAUGAUUGUCAGCAUAAAAGACAAAAUCAGCAACAAAUGGGCAAAUUAUAAUUUGAUCACCACACAUGUUUAUACCAGGCAAUGAUUGUUCAGUUGGGUUUUGCCCUGUAGAAAAGGUCUUUAAAGGGAACCUGUCACCGGGAUUUUGGGUAUAGAGCUGCGGA